GAGCAUCCCGCUCCCAGCCCUGAUUCCCCGCCGGAUCCCGAAGCAGCAUCCACAGAUCUGGUGCCGGCCGCAUCCCGGCGGCAGAACUGGGCCCGUUUCUCCUGCGGAGGCCGGGAUGAGAAGCAGCCGCUUCCUGCCAAAGCUUCCCAGGAUCCGGUGGAUGCCGGAGAGCCGGAUCCUGCCGUUGGCAUUGAGCAUCCCGGCAAGGCCGACGUGGAGGAUGCGGUGGUGUUGAACGGCUCCGGGGAGCUGGGGAUUCCCGGUAGGAAUCCCGGGCAUGGAGCCUACCUGCAGAGCUUGGAGCGGAGCAGCCGGCACUGGGUGCUGUCAUCCCUGAAGAUUCCAGGUUUGGAUGAGCCGGGAGCUGGAGCCGAGGUGGAUCCCGGCGCUGCCGGCAACGAGGGGGACAUCUGGUACAACCCCAUCCCGGAGGAUGAGGAUCCGCAGCCUGGGAGCACCGGGAGGAAAAGUGGGAGCCGCGAUGGGGACAGGGAAGAGCCCGCCUGGGAUGCGUUGGGAAUGGGGGAGAGCUCCGGAGCCCGCAGCACCGAGGAGCUGGGACGGACACAGCCUGGUGGGAAGGCCCCCACCACCCCAUCACCUCCCGCCAGCCCCACCAAGAGCCGGGCCCUGCAGAAGGUGAAGUCCCCGGGCACCGUUCGCCGCCUCUCCAUGAAGAUGAAGAAGCUUCCAGAGCUCCGGAGGAAGCUGAGCCUCCGGAAUCCCCGCUCCCGAGGCCACGAGGAGGGAGCAUCCCCCUCCGAGAGGAAGGAAUCCAGCAACGUCAUCAGCCGCUACCACUUGGACACCAGCGUGGCGUCGCCGCGGGCCAAACCCCCCCCCAGAGGUGGCUACUUGAGCGAUGGAGACUCCCCGGAGCUUCCGAUGAAGGCCAAGCCCCACUGCGACGCGGACGAGGUGGAUCUAGGGCUGGAUGUGGGUGCUUUCCACCCUUACAGCAGUGGGGAGGCGCCACCCCGCUGCGGACAGCACAUCUCCGGCUUGGUGAGCGUCCACCUCCACGGCGUGAAGGACCUGAAGCCACCCCGAGGGGACGGGCGCGAGGUCUUCUGCGUGCUGCAGGUGGACGCGGCCAAGCGGGCGCGCACGGCGCUGCUGGCCUGCAAGACGGGCUGUCUGGGUCUCAACCAUACCUUCAACCUGGAGCUGGAGGGCGCUCAGCACCUCAAGGUCAUGGUGUUCUCUUGGGAUGCCACCUCCUGCCGCAACCGCCUCUGCUGCCACGGCACCGUGGUGCUGCCCCACAUCUUCCGCGGGUGCCGUGCCCAGCAGUUGGCUGUGAGGUUGCAACCACGGGGCGUCCUCUACUCCAAGUUCACCUUGGUGGAGCAAUGGGACUGUCCCAGUGAGCAGGAGCCGCGCGUCUUCGGCGUGGAACUGGGUAAACUGGUGGAAAGGGAGAAGACGGCCACCAAAGUGCCUUUGAUCAUCCAGAAGUGCGUGGCUGAGAUAGAGAAACGUGGCCUGAAGGUGGUGGGCCUGUACCGGCUGUGUGGCUCAGCUGCAGUGAAGAAGGAGCUCCGCGAUGCCUUCGAGCGGGACAGCGCAGCCGUGACGCUCUCGGAGCACCUCUACCCCGACAUCAACGUCAUCACGGGGAUCCUCAAGGAUUACCUACGGGAGCUGCCCACGCCGCUCAUCACCCCGACGCUCCACCGUGUGGUGCUGGAGGCCAUGACCAAGAGGCCCCCGCGGGUGGCACCGGGGCAGCAGGAUGCGGUCACCCUGCUGGAGUGUCUGCCCGACGUGGAGAAGGCCACCCUGACACGGCUCCUGGACCACCUGAGCCUGGUGGCCUCGCACCACGACCUGAACCGCAUGAACCCCCAGAACAUCGCCGUGUGCUUCGGGCCGGUGCUGCUCACCCCGAGCCGUGGCACCGGCACCCACAGCAGCACCCACAGCAGCACCCAGAGCCAGGACAUGGCCAGCGCCGUGGACUUCAAGAGGCACAUUGAGGUGCUGCACUACCUGCUGCAGGCCUGGCCGGCGCCCCCCCGAGCGCCGCGGCUACGCCUGGAACUGCCGGAGGCGGCGGUCGUGGCCCGGCCCCGGCCCCGCGGCCCCGAGAGCCCCCCAAGUAACCGGUACGCGGGGGACUGGAGCGUGUGCGGCCGCCAGCUCCUGCUGCUGCCCGGGGCCAGCGGCACCGGGACCCCCGGGCACGGGGACCCCGGCGGGGGGGGGACGACCCCUUUCGGGCUGCGGGAGGAGCCCCGGCUCAACCUGAAGGACUUCGAUGCGCUCAUCCUGGACCUGGAGAGGGAGCUGGGGCAGCAGAUCAACGUGUGCCUGUGAGCGCGG
Messenger RNA from Pezoporus occidentalis (night parrot), 2325 nucleotides. It is a transcript of the gene SYDE1, whose product is annotated as synapse defective Rho GTPase homolog 1. The transcript is spliced from 7 exons. Gene Ontology annotation, cellular component: synaptic membrane. Gene Ontology annotation, biological process: cell migration; signal transduction; regulation of Ras protein signal transduction. Lineage: Eukaryota; Metazoa; Chordata; Aves; Psittaciformes; Psittacidae. Gene Ontology annotation, molecular function: GTPase activator activity. The record is from RefSeq and is a predicted model, not a curated record. The annotation marks the transcript as partial.